Molecule: messenger RNA, 1335 nt
Organism: Rodentolepis nana
Lineage: Eukaryota; Metazoa; Platyhelminthes; Cestoda; Cyclophyllidea; Hymenolepididae
Source: the annotation of a GenBank genome assembly
AUGCCCGUAAAGGAACCAUUCCGUAGUUGGAAGCUUUGCAUCUUAUAUGGCCAGCUCUACGCUUGCAUCCUAUCUAAAGGUGCCUAUGGCGGUGUCAACCUUGUUCUUUAUCAAUUAAUGCGACGAGGAACUGUGGAACGUCGUCACAUACUUGUUGUUCCUGAAGUUGGUCGGAUAGCCUUAACCUUCGUUCAGGAUCUAGUUAUAGUCCACCAUCAGCAUUCCAGAACUUCUCUUGCCUACGACAUUGCUGCUUCAGGAACCGGCGGUCCGGAAAAUGAGGGAUUGUUUGUUUCUAUAGAUGCUCCUUCCUGGAUAGUAUUUCCACCGAACGUUGUAAUUGACGGAAGUCUUGGCUGUUUGUGGACCGUCGAUCUUAACUUGGACGCAUUCACUGCACUGAUUUCCGAUCCGAUUACUCUGGUCAAUUGCCUCCUUAAUCGAGAGGGAGCAAAGCCAGUUCUGCGCCAGUACUGUCAAGACCUCGUGGAGAAGCUUGCGCAGUCCUUUAUUGACGCCUCAUCGGACGAACAACAACAGCAGACGUCUGCGGAUAAGCCAACUCACAAGAUGGAAGUCAUCUACCAACUCCUCGUUCGAUUUGCAGACAUUCAAAAGUCGGCGAGUCGAGCUUCUAGACACCAACGAGUUCAUCGAAAUCAACCGCGGAGUCAGGUUAGAAACGAUUCGGAUCGCACUGUGGAGAUGCCUGAUUCGGAACCUAUUCAACGACCCUACAAACCUCCUCUCGUCUUCACUCCUGAUGAUGUCUAUGAAACUAUGCUUGUACCUUUGGCGAAUUAUUCUUCGGAUAACCCAAAAGUACUGAAACUUCUCUCUCAUCUCAUCUUCCAUUAUAUCACUGAACUCAAAUCUCGUUCCCUGAUUGUUGAUCCCAUGUUUUUCUCUCUUUUGAUGGAGAGCCUAAUUAAAUCAAACGAUUUUUCUCGUUUGGUGUACCUUUUGCGCUCUGGAGUAAUUGUUGAUUCUACGAAAAUUGCCAACCAACUACUCUCAUUUGAGUCCGUUUUCCCUCCGGCUGGCCAAUUAGCUCUUGAUAUGCUUCAGCGAUUGGAAACUUCGAAUGAAAGCAUUGUGGAGAUUUUCUUGGCUAAAGGAGACCCUAUUAUGGCUCUUAGGUUCUGUAAAGAAUAUCCGGAGUUGCUCUCUCUUCCGGAGACACCGCGGAAAAUCCUCGACGCCGCCAAAUUCUGCGAGGAUCCGAUGAUAUUCUACUCGGUUUUCCGGUUCUUUGAACGGGCUGUUCCAUUCGCUUGUUCUUUAAUACAAGGUACUAAGUGGACUAAAUUUGUAACAAUCCUCUGUAUUUGGUAA